UGGAGCCAGCCCCAGCCUUGGCAGGGAGCUCCUCCGGCUCCAAAGCUGCUCACAAAGGUCCCUCCAUGUUCAGGGAGGACAGUGUGUGAGCGGAUUUUCCUUCUCCUUUCAAAGCCACCACCCUGCAGAAUGGGCCUGAGCUCUUCCAAGGCGCACCCCAAGGUGACCAAGGUGGCACCAAUGGGUGCUGGGGAGGACAUGCCUGCUCUUGCCACCCCGUACCAGCUCCCUGGUGUGCUGGGACAGCCCAGCCUGCACCCGCCAGCUGCAGCAAAGUGGGGAAAACCCACCUUUCACCAGGAACUUCCACCUCUCCGGGAAACCUGGUAUGGGAGAGCUUCUACAGGGCCCCUUUCUUUCAACACCGUGCCAGAAAAGGGAGAAGCCAGCAUCAUUAAGCAGCACCCACCUCGAAGACCUCAAAGGCUUGAACCUGCUGGUCCUGUGCAAGCAAUUGCUCCUGCAAAGCCCUGGAGUCAGCAAGAAGUGUCUCCAGUCCCCAGAAUGAAGGCUCUGGAGAAGAGGGGGCAAAGCCCGAGACACCUCCCUGGCAGACGUCAGCACUUGCACAAGCUGCAGAUGCUGGACUUGACCCGCAAGCGCCGAGAGGCAGAGCUGAAGCGAAAUCACAGGGAGGCAAAAAUCAAUAAACAAAAAAUCAAGGAAUUCAGCCCAAAGAAAGUUCUUGACACUUUCCAGAGAGGCAACAGCACCGAAAGCCAAGACCUCGUCCCUGCUGAGCACAAUCAGUGUUUUCACGGAGACGAUCGUGGGAAUACGUGGGGUGGAAGACUCUCCAGGCAGCAUGACGGGGCCGAACGCUCUCCAGGCAGGAGCAGGAAGGUUGACCUGUGGUUCUGCAGGGAGCCGCAGAUGAAGGAUCUGUUCUGGGACACCUCCAGCACAGGGUCUGAGGACUGGGAAAGGGAAGAGAAGAUUCACCGCAAACCUAUGCUUGUGAGAACCAAGACAGAGAGAAUUUCUCUCUUUGAUGACUUCUUUGACAGGGAUUUCUAGUGGCAUGGCUUGGGGCAAGAGAGAUGUGCUGAAGAAAUAUGUCCCAGCAGCUCUGGUGGGGCUGAAAACCUCCCAGAUGGGUGGACCGAGGGUGGAGACACAAUGUUUGCUGUAAGCGGCAUUUCUGGGAGUAUGGGCCAGUGGAAAAGACAGCUGGAAAUGAGGAGACCACUGAUGUGGAGUAAAUAAUGACUGUCUGGGUCAUGUGGCUGAAUCAAAAUAUCUGAGGGGAAAAGCAGUUUGGACUGAUCUGAGGGAAAAAGGAGCUUGGACUGAGCAACAGUGAAGUGGGGACAGAGGGAGGAGGAGGAGGCUGGCAAAAAAAACCCAAGCAGAAGCUGGAAAAAAUUCUGGGUUAACCCCAAAUACGAAGUUCCCACUGAAAUGAAACGUUUUGCUUGCCUUUGGGUUACUCAACCUUUCUGUUUGACUUUUUAACCUUAUAUCCUUUUCUAAACCACAAACCCCCAGUUCAAAAUAUAAGGUAAAAACAUUCAUUUAGGAAGUCUUUAAAAUAAAUACUCUGGCAUUUCUAAAA
Messenger RNA from Falco peregrinus (peregrine falcon), 1555 nucleotides. RefSeq names its product coiled-coil domain containing 198 (gene CCDC198). The transcript is spliced from 6 exons. The record is from RefSeq and is a predicted model, not a curated record. Bases 130 to 1017 code for a protein of 295 amino acids. NCBI's taxonomy places the organism in Eukaryota, Metazoa, Chordata, Aves, Falconiformes, Falconidae.